Molecule: messenger RNA, 652 nt
Organism: Vigna radiata var. radiata (mung bean)
Lineage: Eukaryota; Viridiplantae; Streptophyta; Magnoliopsida; Fabales; Fabaceae
Product: zinc finger protein ZAT11-like
Exons: 1
Coding region: 104-586 (160 amino acids)
Biological process (GO): response to chitin; response to stress
Source: RefSeq, a predicted model, not a curated record
CUUUGUCUUAAACGGCCUAUAAAUACCAAUCUUUAUGCCCUAAGUUUCACAUCUCAUGAAUUUUAACACCUUCUUUCUCCUAUAUCAUACGUGAGAAGUGUCCAUGAAGAGACAGAGAGAAGAGAGCGUAGAUUUGGCAAAUUGUCUAGUGCUACUCUCCCAUCCCACAGAAAUCAAACCCCACAAACUUUUCCGUCCUGAGGAAUUUGAGUGCAGAACCUGCAACCGUAAGUUUUCUUCGUUUCAAGCUCUUGGCGGCCACAGGUCCAGCCACAAAGCGCCCAAGCAAGACUUGAAAGAAGAGGAAAAAAUUCUGAGAUUGGGAAAUGAGACCAAAAAGCACGAGUGCUCCAUUUGUGGUCAAAAAUUCUCUCUGGGUCAGGCACUGGGAGGACACAUGAAAAGGCACAGAAUUGCCCUAAACGAAGGGUUUUCUUCAAUAAAUCAGUCUCUGGUAAAGGUCCCGAUUCUGAAAAGGUCGAAUACUACGAGGGUUAUGUGCUUGGACUUGAACUUGACCCCUCUGCAGAAUGAUUUGAAGCUAUUGUUUGGCGAUAAAGCACCCAGAGUUGAUUCCUUCGUCUGAUCAAUUCUUCUCACGUCAUGUUUGGUUGAACUAUUUCGUUACUUGUGAUCUUUUUUCUGUUUUUCU